AUGAGAGUGGCUGUAGGGAUGUCAGGAGGAGUAGACAGUGCAGUAGCAGCCUGGUUAUUGAAGAAGAGAGGAUUCAACGUCACUGGCGUUUACAUGAUAAACUGGGAUCAUGUUGAAGAGGGAAGUGUCACAUGUCCACGUACAAAGGAUGAAGCUGAUGCGCGACGAGUCUGUGAAAAGUUGGAUAUCCCAUUUGCUACAGUGAAUUUUGUCAAAGAAUACUGGAAUGAGGUAUUUAUAAAAAUGGUGGACAACUAUCGUCGCGGACGAACAGUAGUGCCAGAUAUCGCGUGUAACAGCCGUAUCAAAUUUGAACAUCUUCAUCAUUAUGUGAUCGAAAAUCUUGGUGCGGAUUUUAUUGCAACUGGUCAUUAUGCUAGCACGUCGUUGGGUGAUUUUCAAGAAAAACGAGAAACUGGAUCAGGCAUUCGAUUGUUGUGUGGAACAGAUCCACUUAAGGAUCAAACUUACUUCUUAUGCACGUUACGUCAAGAACAACUGAGAAGAGCUAUGUUUCCUAUUGGUUCACUAACGAAAACAAAAGUUCGACAGAUAGCACGACAGCAAGGCUUAGACGAAGUUGCCGACAAAGCUGAGAGUAUGGGUAUCUGCUUUGUAGGUAAAAGGAAGGAUUUUGAAGGCUUCAUAGAUCAAUAUAUCGAGCCUAGGACCGGCAAAAUUUUAACCGUGGAUGGUAAAUAUAUCGGCCAACACGAAGGCGUACAUCAUUUUACGCUAGGAAAACGAAUAGCGAUACAGGGAUGUCAUCUUGGGUACUUUGUUGCUAAAAUUAAUGCUGCUAGCAACAUUGUUUAUGCGUGCGAAGGCUCCUACCAUCCUUGUCUGUAUGCGACAGAUUUCUGUGUGCAGGAACCGCAAUGGAUCGAAAGGAAUCCUUUGUUAGGCGUUGACGAAGCAGUACUUGAAUGCCGAAUUCAACGUGGCCAUCCACCAGUGACUUGCCUGCUGAGACGGAUAAAUCGAGAUCAUUUAUCUGUACGACCAGCAAUUCCGCUUCGAGCUGUCGCUGAUGGACAGACAUGUGUGUUCUACAGUAAUAAGGAAUGCCUUGGAGGAAGCGAAGUACAGUGGGUCACCUCAACAUUACAGUACAGCUGA
Molecule: messenger RNA, 1119 nt
Organism: Necator americanus (New World hookworm)
Lineage: Eukaryota; Metazoa; Nematoda; Chromadorea; Rhabditida; Ancylostomatidae
Exons: 9
Coding region: 1-1119 (372 amino acids)
Biological process (GO): tRNA wobble position uridine thiolation
Cellular component (GO): mitochondrion
Molecular function (GO): sulfurtransferase activity
Source: RefSeq, a predicted model, not a curated record